Batrachochytrium dendrobatidis JAM81 is the source of this 3342-nucleotide messenger RNA. RefSeq lists its product as uncharacterized. Lineage: Eukaryota; Fungi; Chytridiomycota; Chytridiomycetes; Rhizophydiales. The coding region runs from base 1 to 3342 and encodes 1113 amino acids. The record is from RefSeq and is a predicted model, not a curated record. The transcript has a single exon.
AUGGCCUCGACUGCUCACAAACCUCACUCGGGGUUUAUGUUUCCAAAACUGCCCACAUUGCCUCGGGUUCCAUCGUCUUCGUCCAGUGACCAGCUUAACACACUAGACUAUCCUAAUUCUAGUAAAGCACAUAUUGAUCGCAGCGACAGCAAUAUUACACUUUUGAAUUCAGAUCCUGACCCAUACCCUGUACUUGAUGAAAGUAUGCAUCCCAUGUAUGCCAUUCUUGAAGACCCAUCCACACCACAUGAGGCAAAGGUUGAAGGACUUCCUCAUCAUAUCAUUAUUCAACAGCAACACGUAAAAGAAUACCAAGAGUUGUAUCAGGAAUACGAAUCAGAGCUUGAUUCAAUUCUGUUGCUCCCCCAUGUACAACAGCAGCAGCAGCUUCAGCGUCAUCAAGAGAUGUUGGAUGAUCCAGUGUUUCUUCAAAACCACCAAUACCUAAUACAGAAUCGUCAAUCCCGUGUACUUCAACACAAGCCUGUCUUUUUCCGUUCUCAGAUACAAUUAAAACGUGGUGGGUCCGAAUCCGAUCUAUCACUUGGUACUACAGCUGAUUCUGAUACGCACACAAUGAGUACUGCUUCAAAGUUGAUCUCCAAGGCUCAUCGCAUGCUAGGGAUUGAUAAAAAUCUUGCCUUGACUUCUUUAACCCCUGAAUUUGUUGACCAGUCCCCAGAACCGCUUGCAUCAGCAAGUACUGGCUCACCAUCUUUGCAGCCCAAACUUUCACAAAGUAGCCAUAAUAGCCAGGAUUAUCGAAAAAACACACGCAAUACUUUGGAGCUCUGUCCUACUCUAGACAACAUCAAUCCACAUCCAGAUACUACUAAACAAAUCUAUCGUCAAUAUGCUAAAUCGUCAAUCGAGCUUUCUCGCCCCUUGAGUCUCGAUUGUAAAACAGAUGCGACUGAUUCUUUAAAUUCCAAUCUUUGCAAAUCAAAACUAGCAACCACAGAACAGUCGGAAAAGAAAUCGAAAAAACAGGCUAAAGUCUUGAAGUUGCUUAAUAUCGGUUUAAAAGAACAUACCGAUACAUCACCCAGAAAAACAAAUAGGACUCCAAAUACUCCAACUUAUACUAGUAAUGUUGCUCGAGAUGUCAACAUUGACUCUAGUAUCGGUCGAGGUAAUGCUCUUUGGUCAAUCAAUACAUUGGGAUCUGCUCGUGAUAACACGUUUCCCUUUAACGGAUUUGGCUUGACAAAUGCCGAUUCUCACUCACCAGCUUCUGCAAAUCGUCCCCUUGUAUUACCUAUAAUUGAAUAUGAAAAGCUAAAGAAUCGGGGAUCUUUGAAUACCGCUUCUGUUGAAAGUGUUUGCUCAGGUGAUACACGGGUGAAUCCAACAAUAUCAACAAGCAGAAAAUCGAUGUCCAUAUCAAGCACAACUGACAAUUUGUCAGCUACCGAGUCGAAUUCUCAUAAAAACUUGUUUACAUUUAUAAAGGGGCUAAAAUAUAUGCGUCGAAAGCUGGGUAAAUCGAGCUCCCUUAAACAUAGCCAGCAGGUGCUCGAAAAUAACCGACAUUUGACGGAAACUCCUGAAACUGAAAGCGGCUCAUUUUCGAUGGGUUCCGUACCCUGCGACUCACGAUCUAGAUACAGUUGGUCGGAUUCUGCAUCUCGCCUUUCGUUUCCUACAAAAUCUCGUUUUGCACAGCAAUCGAGCGAUCAAACUCUGGAUUCUGACCGUCAUAUGAGCCUUGGUCUUAUGGAAAAUCCUGAAUUGCUGGCCUAUCUUCAACAAAUCGGUGGCUCAACCAACUCUUUGGACUCGAUUGCCUCGGAUCCGCAACAGGACGGCGCUCGGCGUAUGAUGCUAGAUCAUUUUCAUCGUUCAUCUGAAUCUACAGGUUUAAACGAGCAUCAUUUUAAAAAGCACUCUGGAUCCUCAAAUUCCAUUGCUACUGCCGUUGGUGAAAGCGUGGAUUCUACUGAGAUACUGGAUGAGGGCAAUGAGAACCAGCUACAUCUUGACAUUGGUCUUGCUAGACAAACUAUACCAACUGGUACCAGCGAAUGCAGUAACUUUUCGCCGGUAUAUAGUGACCUGGACUACAUAGAUCCCAAUUUCAGUACCUCCUUGAUGGACGGCCUAUCCAAAAAUCAGUCAAAAGACUCGUUGUCAUUGCAUACCGAAAUCAAACUGCAAGAAGGAAAAGUCAAAAGCCGCCCCACUUCGCUGGCUGUUGAUGAUGUUUUGCAAGCACUUUACAAGUCUAGCAUAUGCAACUUUGACGAGCAUCAACCAUCUUUUCAUUUUGAGGGUCUUCCAUUUGACUGUAGCAACGAUCAGCUAGCAUUUGUCAAGUUGACUCCCGAGCUCAUCUGCAAGGAAACUGUUGCAUCGAUUUCAAAGAGAGAACGAAUUUUAUCUGGGUAUCUACACAAACUCGGCUCAUCACACGAGAUUUCCAAAAGUCAGCUUUAUUUUAUCCUUUCUUCAGAGUAUUUGCACGCAUUUCAAUCGCAGGAUGCUACUGAGCCUUUGCUCGAAUACCUUCAUCUAACUGUUACCUCGGCAGUAGUUCCAAUAGAAGUUGGUAGCCCAUCUGAAAAGUUUGUGCUUCAUAUCAAGGGAGCAGGAUCGAGUGGAGAUAAUCAAGAUGAAAUGUGGUAUCUGCAAUGCAAGGACAAGGCAGACAUGCUCGUAUGGCUGCAUGCACUAAAAAGCGUCAUUUCUCGAGAAAAAUACUUUACUGCAGCAUUACCACCCACACCGGUUCUUAAUCGAACGAACUCGGCUCCCGCUUGCUCUUCUAAAAGAUCAAAAACUCCCGAGUUUGCGACUAAGCCUAUAUCCAAGAGUCUAUCGCCACAAACCAUUAACACUGUCGAUGGAAAUUUGGUUCGUUCAGAUAUGUCAAACACACAAAGACUGUCUUUUUCAGAACACGCCAAAGGUGUGUACCGUACUGCUCAAAUCCAAGUAGCCAUGUCGACGCUGCCCGAUCUGCACGAGCACCAGAGUCAAGAAGAAUCCCCUAUUGAUGAUUAUAUUGAAUUUCCCAUCACUGCUCGCUGCUCCAGACUAAACAUGACUCUGUCUGCCUCCACUCCAAAUCUAUCGGAACAUGAAACUAACGACAAGAGUAAAACAGCUCCAUUCACUCCAGAAAUGGUCAGGGAGCUUCGUCGAUCCAUGUCCGGCUUAAAAGCUUCCGAUAGUUUGGCCUUGGCUAGAAUGCUUAAAAAUGGUUCUUCUAACAUUGACAGCAUCAGCCAAAGACCGAGAAGACCUCGUCCACAAUCCACCUCUUCUAUUUCAUCUGCAUUGGCUAUGCUAGACGCUAUCGAGGCAAGAGAGAGAAAGGCUGGGGCUUUUGGAAAGAAAUAA